ACAAUUAUCAAUUAUCAAGUUUCUUCAAUCACCGUUACUUCUUCAACCAAAUCCCUUUCCUUCUCGCGAUUUAGGGUUUUCCGAUUUCAACAAUGACCAAUCUCAACGGUAGCGCUGAAGCACACGCGCGAUCCAAACAAUACAACUACGCUUCCAAUUCCUCCCUCGUCCUCACCUCCGAUUCACAUCCCACCGCUGAACGGACCACCGGCGAACCAGAAUCACUUUCCGGUAGAAUCGAUCUCAAGGUUUUUGGCGAUCGUGCUUUUCGUAACCGUCCUCCUAAGAGAAACCUAAUCGAUGAAUUUGACUCCGGAGGUUAUCGUAGGAACAAACAGCGUCGUCUUCAGAGCGAAAGCCAGAGUGUACUCAAUGCCGUUGAUAACGGUGUUUACGAGCCAAAGACGAAGGAAACUCGUGCUGCUUAUGAGGCGAUGUUGAGUGUAAUCCAGCAGCGGUUUGGUGGUCAGCCGCUUGGGAUUAUCAGAGGUGCUGCUGAUGAGAUUCUUUCCAUUCUGAAAAACGACUCUGUUGGUGACAAGAAGAUUAACAUUGAGAAACUGCUUAACCCUAUCACUGAUACUGUGUUUAAUCACCUUGUUUCGAUUGGAAAGCUUAUAACUGAUUUUCUGGAGUUUGAGGAUGUGGAGGGUGGUUUUGAUUCUUUUGACGGUGUUGCAGUGGAAUUUGAAGAGAAUGAAGAUGAUGAUGAGAAGGAUGUUGAUGUGGUGGUGGAGGAGGAAGAAGAGGAUGAGGAUGAGAUUUUUGAAAUAGGUGACUAUGCAAUGCAAAUAGGUGGUGGAAUUGUUGUUGAAGAAAUUGAGAAAGUAGAUGAUGAAGAAUUGAAUGUGCAUGAUAUUGAUGCGUAUUGGCUUCAGAGGAAAAUCUCGCCGGCUUUUGGACCAGAGAUUGAUCCGGAAAAUUGUCGAAGGCUUGCUGAAGAGGUGUUGAAGGUUUUGGGUGAGGCUGAUGACAGAGAAGUGGAGAAGAGGUUGUUGGGGUAUUUUGAUUUGAAUAAGUUUAGUCUUGUUAAGUUUCUAAUGCAGAAUAAGUUGAAGAUUGUGUGGUGUACUAGCUUGGCCAGGGCGAGGGAUCAAGAAGAGAGGGAUAAAAUUGAGGAAGAGAUGAAGGGGUCGAAUUUGGAGUCAAUUUUGGAGGAGUUAUAUGCUGUGAAAGCCUCUACUAUAGAGAGGGAGAAGAACUUGGAGAAGAGUAUAAGGUACGAGGCUCGAAGGUUGAAAGACGGGGACAUGGACAUUGAUAGGGGAACUGGUGAUGGAGUUGGGGAAAAUGGGGGUCAACGCCGGAUGCUUGAUUUGGAUAACCUUGCUUUUGAACAAGGUGGUUUGUUUAUGACAAAGGGAAAAUGUGAUCUUCCUGAUGGGUCUUACAGGCUUCCGAGAAAAGGUUAUCAAGAAAUUCAUGUGCCUGCCUUGAAGGCUAAACCCAUUGAUCCUAAUGAGAAACUUGUGAAUAUUGGUUAUAUGCCGGAUUGGGCACAACCAGCCUUCAAAGGAAUGAUACAAUUGAAUAGAGUGCAGAGCAAGGUAUAUGAGACUGCUCUGUUUAAAUCGGAUAAUCUUUUACUUUGUGCUCCAACUGGUGCUGGAAAAACCAAUGUUGCUGUUCUUACCAUACUUCAAGAGAUUGCACGGCAUAGAAAUCCUGGUGAUGGUUCAAUUGACCAUAGUGCUUAUAAAAUUGUUUAUGUUGCGCCUAUGAAAGCUCUUGUAACUGAGAUUGUUGGCAAUUUAUCUAAUCGUCUGCAGGAAUAUGAUGUUAAGGUUAGGGAGCUUAGUGGAGACCAGUCACUAACACAGAAACAGAUGGAAGAGACUCAAAUUAUUGUCACAACUCCUGAGAAGUGGGAUAUUAUUACACGAAAGUCGGGUGAUCGAAUUUAUACUCAGCUUGUGAAGCUUCUUAUCAUUGAUGAGAUUCAUCUUCUUCAUGAUAACAGAGGGCCUGUUCUUGAAAGUAUCAUUGCUAGAACAGUCAGGCAGAUUGAAACAACGAAGGACUAUAUUCGGUUGGUGGGAUUGUCUGCUACACUCCCUAAUUUUGAAGACGUGGCGCGGUUCUUGCGUGUUGAUCAUAAUAAGGGGUUGUUUUACUUUGAUAAUAGUUAUAGACCCGUUCCUCUUUCUCAGCAGUUUAUUGGAAUUACAGUGAAGAAGCCUUUUCAAAGGUACCAGUUGAUGAAUGAUAUCUGCUUUGAGAAAGUUAUGGCUGAAGCCGGAAAGCAUCAGGUUCUUAUCUUUGUACAUUCAAGGAAAGAAACUGCUAAAACAGCAAGAGCCAUCAGAGAUACUGCACUUGCAAAUGACACUCUUGGUAGGUUCCUUAAAGAAGAUAGUGCAAGCCGUGAGAUUCUUCAUAGUCAUACCGAUCUUGUGAAGAGCAAUGAUCUCAAAGAUCUUCUGCCAUAUGGUUUUGCUAUUCAUCAUGCUGGUAUGACAAGAACAGAUCGCCAGCUCGUUGAGGAUCUUUUUGCUUCUGGACAUGUUCAAGUUUUGGUAUCCACUGCUACCCUUGCCUGGGGUGUGAAUCUCCCGGCUCAUACGGUUAUAAUUAAAGGGACAAAGAUUUAUAAUCCUGAAAGAGGAGCAUGGACUGAAUUGAGUCCUCUUGAUGUGAUGCAGAUGUUGGGUCGUGCCGGAAGGCCACAGUAUGACUCAUGUGGUAUGGGAAUUGUUGUUACUGGCCAUAGUGAGUUGCAGUAUUAUCUCUCUCUUAUGAAUCAACAACUUCCUAUUGAGAGCCAGUUUAUUUCCAAGCUGGCCGAUCAGCUGAAUGCGGAAAUUGUUCUCGGUACCGUUCAAAAUGCGAAGGAAGCUUGCAAUUGGAUCGGAUACACUUACUUGUACGUGCGUAUGUCAAGGAAUCCUUCUCUGUAUGGUUUAGCACCGGAUGUUGUUAUGCGGGAUAUAACAUUGGAGGAGAGGAGGGCUGAUUUGAUUCAUUCGGCUGCGACCAUCUUAGACAGAAAUAAUUUGGUGAAAUAUGAUAGGAAGAGUGGAUAUUUUCAGGCCACUGACUUGGGUCGAAUUGCAAGCUACUACUAUAUAACACAUGGAACCAUAUCCACGUACAAUGAGCAUUUGAAGGCUUCAAUGGGAAACAUAGAGCUUAGUCAACUGUUCUCUCUUAGUGAAGAAUUCAAAUAUGUAACAGUAAGGCAAGAUGAAAAGAUAGAGCUAGCAAAGCUUUUGGAUCGUGUUCCCAUUCCCGUGAAGGAAAGUCUGGAGGAUCCAAGUGCCAAGAUAAAUGUUUUACUGCAAUCAUACAUUUCACAAUUAAAGCUCGAAGGACUCUCAUUGACAUCUGACAUGGUUUUCAUAACCCAGAGUGCUGGACGCCUUUUGCGGGCUCUUUUUGAGAUUGUCCUGAAACGUGGCUGGGCGCAAUUGGCUGAGAAGGCCUUGAACUUAUACAAGAUGGUGACCAAGAGGAUGUGGAGUGCCCAAACACCACUUCGUCAGUUCAAUGGAAUUCCAAAUGAUAUAUUAACAAAAUUGGAGAAGAAGAAUUUGGCAUGGGAAAAGUAUUAUGACCUAUCAUCACAAGAAAUAGGUGAACUUAUUCGCGCACCAAAGAUGGGGAGGAUCCUUCAUAAAUUUAUUCAUCAAUUCCCAAAAUUGAACCUUGCUGCCCAUGUGCAGCCAAUUACUUGCUCAGUUUUGGGGGUUGAGCUCACAAUAACUCCAGAUUUCUCAUGGGAUGACAGAGUACAUGGAUGUGUUGAGCCGUUUUGGGUGAUUGUGGAGGAUAAUGAUGGGGAAAAUAUCCUUCAUCACGAGUAUUUUAUGCUGAAAAAACAAUAUAUUGAUGAGAAUCAUACUUUGAAUUUCAUAGUACCAAUAUAUGAACCUCUUCCUCCUCAAUACUUUAUCCGUGUUGUUUCUGAUAGGUGGCUUGGAUCCCAAACUGUUUUACCUGUUUCUUUCAGGCACAUAAUUUUACCUGAAAAGUAUCCUCCACCUACUGAGCUGUUGGAUCUGCAGCCACUGCCUGUGACAGCCUUACAAAGUCCUUCUUAUGAAACUCUUUAUCAGGAUUUUAAGCAUUUUAAUCCUAUACAGACACAAGUCUUCACAGCUCUGUAUAAUUCUGAUGACAAUGCCUUAGUUGCUGCUCCGACUGGGAGUGGUAAGACUAUAUGUGCAGAAUUUGCAAUUUUGAGGAAUCAUAAAAAAGGGUCUGAUAGUGUCAUGCGUGUUGUUUAUGCAGCACCCAUUGAAGCUCUUGCCAAGGAACGGUAUCGUGAUUGGGAGAAGAAAUUUGGGGGUGGUCUUAAAUUGGCAGUAGUUGAAUUAACUGGAGAAACAACAACAGAUCUGAAACUGCUUGAGAAAGGUCAGAUUAUUAUUAGUACUCCAGAGAAAUGGGAUGCUUUAUCCCGCCGUUGGAAACAGAGGAAACAUGUUCAACAAGUUAGUCUUUUCAUCAUUGAUGAGCUACACUUGAUUGGAGGUCAAAGGGGUUCAGUUUUAGAGGUUAUUGUGUCUCGGAUGAAAUAUAUUGCUAAUCAGGUUGAAAAUAAGAUUCGUUUUGUGGCUUUAUCAACCUCAGUUGCAAAUGCCAAGGAUUUGGGAGAUUGGAUCGGAGCUACCUCCCAUGGCCUAUUCAAUUUUUCACCCGUUGUUCGUCCUGUGCCAUUGGAAAUACACAUUCAGAGUGUAGAUAUUGCCAAUUUUAAGGCGAGGAUGCAGGCGAUGACCAAACGAACUUACACUGCGAUUGCUCAACAUGCUAAAAAUGGGAAACCAGCCCUUGUAUUUGUGCCUACAAGAAAGCAUGUCCGAUUGACAACUAUGGAUCUGAUUACAUACUCAAGUGCAGACAGUGGAGAGAAAUCGUUUUUAUUGCAGUCCACAAAAGAACUUGAACCUUUUCUUAACAAGAUUAGUGAUGAAAUGUUAAAAGUCACAUUACGUGAAGGGGUUGGCUACUUGCACGAGGGAUUGAGUAGUCUUGAUCAUGACAUUGUGGCGCAACUAUUUGAAGCUGGUUGGAUUCAGGUCUGUGUUUUAAGUAGUUCCAUGUGCUACAGAGUUACGUUGUUAGCUCAUUUGGUUGUUGUGAUGGGCACACAAUACUAUGAUGGGGAGAAUGCACAGACAGACUACCCUGUUACUGAUCUUCUGCAGAUGAUGGGUCAUGCCAGUCGUCCUUUGGUGGACCAUUCUGGAAAGUGUGUCAUCUUAUGCCAUGCACCUUCUAAGGAGUAUUACAAAAAGUUUUUGUUCGAAGCAUUCCCGGUUGAAAGUCAUCUUCAUCACUUUUUACAUGAUAAUAUGAAUGCUGAAAUUGUUGCUGGAAUUAUUGAAAACAAGCAAGACGCUGUAGAUUAUCUUACAUGGACAUUCAUGUACAGGCGUCUCACCCAGAAUCCCAACUAUUACAAUUUACAAGGAGUUAGUCACAGGCAUCUUUCUGAUUACCUCUCUGAGUUGGUGGAAAAUACAUUGAGUGAUUUGGAAGCAAGCAAGUGUGUUUCUAUAGAGGAUGAUAUACAUUUGUCUCCUCUUAAUCUUGGAAUGAUAUCAUCCUACUAUAACAUAAGUUACACAACAAUUGAAAGGUUUUCAUCAUCUAUUACUUCAAACACAAAAAUGAAGGGGCUUUUGCAAAUUCUGUCAUCAGCAUCAGAAUAUGCUUACCUUCCAAUACGGCCUGGGGAAGAAGAGGUGGUUCGCAGGUUAAUAAAUCACCUAAGGUUUUCUUUUGAAAGCCCCAAAGUUAAAGAUCCACAUGUCAAAGCCAAUGCCUUGCUUCAGGCUCAUUUUUCAAGGCAGUCUGUAGGUGGGAACCUUGCAUUGGACCAGAGAGAGGUGUUGCUUUCUGCAAAUAAACUGCUUCAGGCAUUGGUGGAUGUAAUAUCGAGCAAUGGUUGGCUGAGUUUGGCUCUUCUUGCUAUGGAAGUUAGUCAAAUGGUGACACAAGGAUUGUGGGGACGUGACUCUAUGCUGCUACAACUUCCUCAUUUCACAAAGGAUUUGGCUAAGAAAUGCGAGGAGAACCCAGGGAAGAGUAUAGAAACCAUCUUUGAUUUAUUGAAGAUGGAAGAUGUUGCGAGGCGUGAAUUGUUAAACAUGCCAAAUUCAUACUUAUUUGACAUUGCUCGCUUUUGUAAUCGCUUUCCUAAUGUUGAUUUGUCGUAUGAAGUCCUGCAAAAUGACAGUGUCCGGACUGGUGAGGGUAUAACAAUACGUGUCACUCUGGAGAGGGAUAUCGACGGUAAGACAGAAAUAGGACCUGUUGAUGCUCCUAGGUAUCCAAAAGCCAAGGAGGAAGGAUGGUGGCUUGUUGUUGGUGAUACCAAAACCAACUCGUUACUUGCAAUUAAGCGGGUUUCCUUGCAGCGGAAAUUAAAAGCCAAACUGCAGUUUGCUGCACCUGGUGAUGCUGGAAAGAAAUCUUACAUACUUUAUUUCAUGUGCGACUCAUACAUGGGAUGUGAUCAAGAAUAUAGUUUCACGGUUGAUGUUAAGGAAGCAGAUGGUGGCGAUAAAGAUAGCAGCAAAGAAUGAAGAGUAUUUGCUAAUGUGAGAAGAAAUGGAAUGAUUAUGGAAGUUGAACUUGUUAGUGAUCGCAAAAUUAACCAUGAUGAAGCUCGACUUGUGAUGGAAUGGACCAAACAGAAAGUUAAGUCUCAAUCCCUCUAGAGGAUUUUCUUGUUCAACCCGUAUUUCGUUUGCUUUCCAUGUCGCUAAUCAGCUGCUGUUACUGCAGAAUUAGGAGUGCAGGUGCAACUGAAGAACUGUCUUUAGAUUAAACAUUUCCUAUGUUCCACUAAAUGAGAUACAUUUACCCUUGGCUUCAAAUUUCCACUCUGGUUGACAUUCAAUGGGUAGUAGUAGUUUGUAUUGUUUACAACUUAUUCAUUUUUAUGCGUGCAGAUUGCCUACAUAUUAUCAAAUAUCAAUAAUCUCAAGCUUAAAUAAGAUCCAAAAGGUAUAUAGAUUUAUACUAUUUUUUCAUAAAAUUAUAUUAGAUCAUCUGUCUAAGGAGAAAAUCAAGUUUAAUAUAUUAUGAUCUUAAGUGUACCACCUUGUGCACUAUUUUGGUCUUUUACCAUAAAAAAAAUGGACAAACUAUCCCAUCAUUAAGGAUCUUCGGCUAGUUUAGAGUGAAGGUGUGCCCGGUGUCUAACAUAUGUCGGUGUCAGAAACCAACAAGAUACCAACACAUGUGGUUACAUUUAAUCACUUUCAUUCUCCCAAAUUAUUAGCGGUAUCUAACUGUCGGUGGUGUUCAAUGUUUGUGUUUGUGUCUGUGAGUGUUUCAUAGUUAUGAUUAUUGGAUAAUAGAGUCUGCUCUUAACAAUACCAUUAAGUUCAUGGUCUAAAAUGUUCUCAGAUUUCUAAAGGUCUUCUAAGCUAGGUUCAAUACCAGAAUAUUUUUCUUGCUCUUAUUAGGCAUAAUUUUCUGUCCUUCAAAUUAGAAUCAUUACUAUCUUCUAUGCCCGGCUUAUAGAAUAUGAUAUUCUUUUUGUAUUCUUAAGCUUUUUCAGGUUGUGAUUUACUGAAAAUGAAUUUAGCUAUAAGUUAUUUGGCUGAAAACUAAAACUAUGUUUAAUGAUUUGUUAUCAAUUUGUUCUUGUUGUAACUGUUCAAUAUGUGUAUUCUAUGCUCAAUUGUGUAAAUGAAUGACACGGAUAAUAGUUUAAAUCAAUUUCUGAUGAUAGUUGUGGUGCUGUGUUACAUGAUAUUCUAAUGCAACAUCCCUUCAUACAAAUUAAGUAUAAGUUAAUGCAACAUCUGUUUCUACAUCUUGAUUUCAUAAACUGUUUAUCACACAACCAGUAUCCACUAUCCAGUAUCCAUAUGUUGAAAAGAUGUACCUUUCGUAUAGCACCAACAUGCAUAGGAAGAUGUACCAAAAUGUCAAAUGCACCCAACCAACAUGUUCUCGUCAUGAUGACCUUGUUAUUUUAAACUACCACGUGCAAGCUGGUCCUGGAGUUGAUGAAUUUUUUGUCCUUAAUUUACAGUUUCAUGAAGUUGCAAUUGGAAGAUAUUACUGUACUUACUUACACGGUGAGGUUUAUGUUUUGUUCUAGUACGCACCAUACCUAAUCCUUAUUUGAAAAGUCACCUGAUUAUUGAGUACUAAUUACAUGCUUACAGCUUAUCAUUAGAUUGUGACAGAUAAGGAAGUACUUGCAGCGGCUAUUAGCAUUUAGCAUGCUACGUUGCUUAUAGAAAAUUUCUAACCCACGGAGCACUAAUUUAUACAGUAAGGCUAAAUUACAUAAAAGCUCUUGUAAGUUAUUCAAUUGUAACAACUUAGUCCUCUAAAUUUUUUGUUCUGCAUAGGUCUUUUAAAAAAUUUGAGAGAAGAUCUUUUUAAGUUGUAACGUUUAAACACGGAAUAACUUACAUUUUUAAGAUCUAAAAUUCCACAAAUCUGUUACGGUUAGAUAACUUAAAGGAUUUAAUUGAUACGGAAAAAACGUAAAAGAUCAACUUAUUUCAAUUAAUUAACUUAAAACCUAAGUGUUACGAAAAUACGGACCAACUUAUUACAAUUAAAUAACUUAAAAGGUCUCUAGUGUAAUGCAACUUUUUCUAUAGGAUAUAUCUUUAAAAAAACAUAAAAGAUUUCACAAUUAUUCUUCUAAAAAAAUUGUUUUUUUUAAUAGAGUAUAUCUCUACGACACAAUUUUUUUUUCCCGAUGUGUAUAUUUUAGAGUGUGAUCUUACAAGGCAAGGAAAUGAGUAAAUAAUUAUUUGUCUUAAAUGUGAGACACUAUUUCAUUAUAGUUUGUGAGUGUAUCAAAAUUUUUAACACGUUUUCAAUUGUUUAUUGUUGGUAAUUUUAUAGACUAUAUUGACUAACAAAAAACAUUCAAAUGCCAAAAUGACUAACAUAAAAUUCAUUUAGCUGUUUUUUUUUUAAUCAUAAUGCAUUCAAUAAUUAUUGUGUUGUGAUAGUAUCAAACAGAUUCGAAAGAAUAAAAUGACUAUUUACUUGAGGGAGAUUUCUUCCCUAAAGUCAAUAGAUUUCUUAUUGGAACACCGAGUUUUGUUCA
Medicago truncatula (barrel medic) is the source of this 9037-nucleotide messenger RNA. RefSeq names its product DExH-box ATP-dependent RNA helicase DExH12. The record is from RefSeq and is a predicted model, not a curated record. Lineage: Eukaryota; Viridiplantae; Streptophyta; Magnoliopsida; Fabales; Fabaceae. The coding region runs from base 93 to 6533 and encodes 2146 amino acids. The transcript is spliced from 4 exons. Gene Ontology annotation, molecular function: ATP binding; nucleic acid binding; ATP hydrolysis activity. Gene Ontology annotation, cellular component: nucleus.